Molecule: messenger RNA, 5400 nt
Organism: Chilo suppressalis (striped riceborer)
Lineage: Eukaryota; Metazoa; Arthropoda; Insecta; Lepidoptera; Crambidae
Source: the annotation of a GenBank genome assembly
GAAAAUCCAAGAAACUUGUGCUUGCAUACAGAACCCUUAGUGUAUACAGUUCAAACUCUACCCUUCGGUUUAAAUUCUUUCAAUACGAAAGAUAAGUCUCAACAAACAAACAAUUUAAGUUGAACGUUGCCAGUUAGCAGUGUGGACUUGACGCAGCCGCCCAGCGCUCGUUAUAAUUAUUUUGCUACUUCCAAAAUUUGCCAGUGCGAUACGGCUAAGUGGGAACGAGUUGGUGAAAUGGUUAAGCUGUCUUGUUUAAGUAUAGACGUAGCUGAGGAUGAAAAAGAGAUGGCGUACGUUUUAAGUGUAAAGGUAAAGAACUUGAAAACAUUUUUGCUUAACUUUUUUUACUGGUUAAUUAUUUUGAAUCUGUUUUUUAGAAUAGGGUAUUUGACAGCAUUAAAAAUAAAGUGCCAAUUGUUAGCAUCUGUAUUUAGUAUGAAUAUUGGAAGGAGUUUUUACUAUUUUUACGAAAAAAAUAUUCAUAAUUUUACUAAAAACCCACGAUAAAGAAAAUAGUUUUCUUGUCUUUUGUCACGUGACCCAAAACGCUUGGGAUUGGUGGAGCCUAAAAUGACGCCACACGCAAGUAAACUUCCGGUUAAAGUGACAUUAGAUUGUAUGGUUUGCGGAUUUAAUGACAGUCGUGUGACGUCACACACCAGUGAGACGCCAUAUUGUUUAGAGAGAGAUACCGUGUACGCGGCAACCUGAAAAUAGAGUUUUUGAUCUAGUUUUUUUAUCGAAAUACACAACAUAAUGAUGAAUAUCCAUUCUUUUUAUGGACUCUAUAAACAUUACGUGAGAUCGUUUUCUAAAACUUGUCAAAUAUCCUAUUAUUGCAAAUAUUAAAAUAUCCUCCUAUUAAUGUUACCUACUGGAGCCAAGAUCUUUCUUAAAGAUAUACAGUAUUGUAAGGCCCUAAAACACAAAUCCAGUGCCGAUUGGUGGGCGCUGACGACUACAGAUGCAGCCGCAACUUCAGCAGCUUCCUCCUUCUAGAUGCUCCUUUGCAGAGUACGGAGGAUCAAUGGGUAAUGAAUUUUGCCACUUUUCCGACAAACAUCCUUAAUGAUUACUUACACAACUCUUGUAAUAAUUCGUAAUCUAUGUAGCAUAAAAAUCCUAAAAAAUCAUUAAAUCGAAUACGUUAUUGGCCUGUGUAAGUCGUUAUAAAAAGUUUCUUAUCCAAAUUUCCUAAACGUAAAUCCCAAUUGCUGAGUAACCGUAACCGUGAUGUUGUUGAUGUAGCUACCAGAUUGUAGAUAAUUGAUCGAUAGUCACAACCAAGGUUCUUCGCAUUUUUUCAGUAUUCGCUAUCUUUAUACCGUUGACUGACGGCCGCUUAUGUUAGUUUCUUUUUAAAGCCAAAUAUUUUUACGUCUAAUGACUCGCCCUCGCUUUCCUUCGGUUUAGAUUACAGAAAUUUUUCUUCGGUGUAAAGAUUAUGCAAUCUUUUCUGUAAAUAGCAUGUCAUUCCGUUUAGUAGUUUUUAAAAUAUGUUUUAUUAGCGGGUGCCCGCGACUUUGUCUGCGUGGUUGGUUUCCUAUCCAAAUUUCAUGCUCCAUUUCACUUCUUACAAAGUUUUAUUUUCACGACCAAAAAGUCGCCUACAACCAUCUCCAAGGCCCCAUCUAUCUAUAUGCUAAAAUUCCAUGUAAUCGAUUAAGUGGUUUAGGCGUAAAAGCGUAUCAAACUAACACACUUUCGUGUUUUUAUUAUUAGUUUAAAAACCGAUAUUAUUAUCUUAAGAAAAGAGAAUAUGUUACGUUAGCGAGUUAAAAUACAAUAAAUUUUUUACGUUUAGAUUGGAGUAUGUAUAUUGUUUAUGAUAUCACAUUUCACACUUAUAUAAAAGGCGAAAGGUUGUGAGUGUGUACGUUUGUUACUUCUUCACGGCUAAACGGCUGGAGCAAUUUUAAUAAAAUUUGGUAUGGAGUUAGCUGACACCUUGGAUUAACACAUAGGCUACGUUUUACUGCGGGAAAAUAUCCCUAAUAAACCGCGGGUAACAGCGCGGGGCACAGCUAGUAUGUUCACAUAUGUUCUUUAUAUUAUAAACGGCCUAAACUUGAAGAGGAGCCAGUAACUGUGACUCACAAUAAUAUCACAAUGUGCCACUUUUAGCAUUCAAUAGUUAUCCUUUACCGGCAGUGACUGUGUUUUGUGAACAAUUUAUUUCCCUAUAUACAUUUGAUAAAUAUAUCCUAUUCAAUGCAGUGAAGGUGGCUCACCCAGCAAAUAGUUUUAGGUUGCGUGGUUCCUAUUAUUUUUCUUGAGUGUAUUUUCUUUUCUAAAAUGACACACGGAAUAUUUUACAAGGAUUCCUGCAGACUGGUCGGGGGUUCAAAGUUUUAUGAAGUAAUGGACGGUUCGGCGUCCGCUGAUACAUCUAUACCAUCACCAACGGAGAAGCACGACCAUAUGAAGCCAAUUGAGAGUGAUGAUGAAGUGUCGGAUGUAGAUCAAGAGUGCACGGUGUUCAGCGGCGUGAGCUACCUGGGCGCGCAGAACAUCGCUGACCCCAAGUCCGAGGGCGACAUACAGCGCAUCAUGAAGGAGCUCAGCUCCAUGCCCGAGAGUCGCGACGGCAUUGCCGUGUCGAUAUCCAUCCCCGUCUGUUCGCAGGGAUUGGUCGUGUUAUAUCAAGCGGACUCGAACAGCGUAAUGACUCGGUACGCGGUCAACCGCAUAUCGUUCUACGCUCGUGGUGCGGCUGGUUCCCCCGUGGCUUCCUGCUUUGCGUUCACCUGGUCUCACGGUGAGACCAAAGAGUCCGCCGUAUACCGCUGCCAUGUCUUCAGGUGCCACAUUGCUGAGGCUGUCAACCAAGUGUCGAGUUGUUUCGCGAAAGCCUUCGAGCGCGUGCCACGGUCUAUGGCCUCCUCAAUAGUGGGUGAGUUGAGCGCAGCUCCGUCUAUGACCGGCUCGCUCACUGAGGGCUUGGGGCCGGCAGCGCCACCCAUGCAACUAAUGCAUGUUCUAGAAUGCACGGUGGACAUCAAAGAGACGGAUGCUAAGGGUACUUUCAGUCAUGUGCCGAAGGAAAGACUUGGUUUCAAGUUACGUGCGGGUAUAGACAAACAAGUGACAAUCAACGUGAGGCAAGUUACCAACAAUGUACAGCCAGAAACUGAAGAUCAACAGUUGACAUACACCGGGGGAUUAUUCAUAGAAAGAUGCUUCGGUAUCCUACUUGCUCCCGGCCGCAGCGUGAAGCAUUCAGACAUGAGGCUCCUUGAAAUGGUCAGUGGUUCAGCGGGCGGAUCGAGUUGUUCUGUAUGCGCAUUGUGGAAUGCUGGCGAAUCUGCCUUAGCAGCAUUCAAUGCGGCGAGCGGAGAUAUCGCCCCCACCUACAUGUCGCUAGCGCUGGACCUCGUCAUCAGAGGCGUGCCGGAUUCACUGAGAUUAGUGAUAGAGACACCAGUGAAGAUGUAUCCACACACGGAGCGGUUUUGGUACUACUCCAAAAAGCCGCUAGUACAAGAGUUUUACAUAAAUCUAAAAGAGUCUGUAGAUGCAAUCGGGCAGUUGCAAUACGAAGUGGCCAGUAUAGAAACCUCCGGCGAGUUGGAUCGUACGCGAUUGAACUUGCCGCUGUCUCUUUCUAGUCUAUUGCCGUCGCCGCUAGCCAGUGCGCCUGCGCCGCCUUCGCCUUCCGAACCGGAUUCCGAUGGUGACGAACCACUUCUGAGCGGUACAGGAGAGGUAUCCAAAGACUGCGAAGAAGACGUGUUGGUCAACUGGGCUCAAGUCCUUAGAAGAUGGACCGGCCCCAGACCGCGCGCGUUAGUGCAUCUGGUUCGGGUCGGAGUACCGGAAGCUUUGCGCGGUGAAGUGUGGCUGCGGUUGGCCGGCAUCGACCAGAACGAUAAGUUGAUGGAGACCUACAGAACGCUCAUUAGUAAAGACUGCCCCUUCGAAGCCGUGAUACAGCGCGACAUCGCCCGCACAUUUCCUGCGCACGACUUCUUCCGUGAAGCGGGCGGUCUCGGCCAGGACUCACUGUUACGGAUGGCGCGUGCCUACGCAGUAUACGACCACGAAGUCGGCUACUGCCAGGGGCUGAGCUUCCUCGCCGCUACCUUGUUGCUUCACAUGCCAGAAGAGCAAGCGUUCUGCCUUCUUGUACGCCUCAUGUACGGCUAUGGGCUACGUGAACUCUACAAAGAUGGUUUUGAAGCCCUAUACAUGAGGCUACAUCAGUUGGAUCGUUUAAUGGAGGAACAACUAACGGACUUGCGAGCGCAUUUUCAAGAGUUGGGCGUAGAACCUCACAUGUUCGCUUCACAAUGGUUCCUCACGUUGUUUACAGCGAGAUUCCCGUUGCCUUUGGUUUAUCACAUCUUGGACGUAUUCCUACUCCAAGGAAUGGAUACUUUGUUCCAAGUUGCCUUGGCACUUCUUUCACGCGCGCGUAAAGAUUUGCUGUUGCAUGACUUCGAGGGCGUACUCAAAUAUUUUAGAGUAACACUGCCAAAGAAGUGCCGCGCGGAAGAAGCGUCUCGUCAACUAGUAAAACUAGCGUGCAGCAUCAAAGUCAAGAGGCUGCCUAAAUACCAACAGGAGUACGAGAAAUUCGUCAAAGAAUCUGCUGAGAAAGAAAAAAUCAACGUCGAAUUGGAGAGGCUCAAGAUGAUAAAUACACAAUUACAACAGGACAAAGAAUUGCUGGAAACACAAUUGAAUGAGUCUCGCCUCAAAGCGGACGAAGCGCAAAAGGAUUCCGUCCACUACUCAGCCGUGGCGCGGGAUUAUAGAGAAAUAUGUGCUCGCCUCGACAAACAAUUGCACCAAUUUCAAGACUCCGUGAAAGAAUGUGUGAAUUGCUGCCAGAUAUUAGCCCAAAAAGACAACAAAGAAGAGAGUGAACAAAAGGGCGAUGAGAAAGAAGAAGGCUCUAGCGACACAGAGGCGAGGUUGAGGCAGCGAGUGCGGGACUUGGAACUGGAAUUAGCUCAAGUCAAGUUGGCGCAUGUGCAAGCUCAAUGUAGCAACCAGGAACUCAGCCAUCAACUAAACUCGGCACUAAACGAAAUGCAAGCGGCGAUGAAUCAGAAGCAGUCAGUCGCACCUUGGCUAGUUCGCACGUUAGGUUCCAUAAUGGAAGCUGCGCAGAACCGGCCGUCUUUCCAAACUUACCUACCCAAUUCGAAUCAGGAACAACCGACGCAACUUCAUAGACAAGGAUCGUUCACGCAAGGCCAAGGGAACGCACGCACACAGCCUAGUCUCGACAGGCGAGUAUCUGAGCCCUACAGCCCCGACGUUGUCAGAAGGAAGAAAGAUAUAAAUACUAAACGACACUCGAUGCUCGUAGACUCUAAUGUCACGAAAGAGACCAAAGAACUCAAUCGACGGAGCCACCAAGAAGCCGUGAAAAAACUCUCGAUGGGUUGA